Metarhizium robertsii ARSEF 23 is the source of this 1416-nucleotide messenger RNA. RefSeq names its product UDP-N-acetylglucosamine:dolichyl phosphate N-acetylglucosamine-1-phosphate transferase. Lineage: Eukaryota; Fungi; Ascomycota; Sordariomycetes; Hypocreales; Clavicipitaceae. Bases 1 to 1416 code for a protein of 471 amino acids. The transcript has a single exon. The record is from RefSeq and is a predicted model, not a curated record. Gene Ontology annotation, cellular component: membrane. Gene Ontology annotation, molecular function: UDP-N-acetylglucosamine-dolichyl-phosphate N-acetylglucosaminephosphotransferase activity. Gene Ontology annotation, biological process: dolichol-linked oligosaccharide biosynthetic process; protein N-linked glycosylation.
AUGCGCACCUCGUCGCCUCCCAACUCGCCAACAUCCCUCUCCCGCUCCGAAACUCUCACCCUCCUCAUACUCAGCGGCGCCUCGCUCUCCGUCCUCCUCAAUACCUUCCAAGGCGAUGGCGAACCCCUCAUCGCCUCGCUGGCCCUCUCCAUCAUCGCCUUCAGUCUCUGCUACGCCAUGAUCCGCUGGCUCGGCCCAACCUUCAUGCGCGCAGGCUUCCGCGGUCGCGACCUCAGCAAGUCAACCCGCAUCGAGAUCCCCGAGUGUAUGGGGGCCGUCUGCGCCGCUGUCUACCUCCUUACCGUCAUCGUAUUCAUUCCGUUCCCCUUCUACAAGGACAUCGUCGCCGCCACGUCUGGCGGCGGUAAUCGCGAUGUUGUUCUGGAGCAGGAACAUGUCGACCACGGCCGCUUCCUCCACCGCUUCCCACACAACAAGCUUGCUUCCUAUCUGGGUGCCAUCAUAUCUCUCCAGACCAUUGCGCUGCUUGGGAUCGGCGACGAUCUGUUCGACAUUCGAUGGCGGCACAAGUGGUGGAUUCCAGGUCUCGCCAGCAUCCCCCUGCUGGUCGUAUACUUUGUCGACUUCAACGUCACCUCCAUCGUCAUCCCUGUCCAACUACAACCCUACAUUGGAGAAUUAUUCGACCUCGGUCCCCUGUACUACGUCUACAUGGCUUGCAUAGCCAUGUUCUGCCCGCAAAGCAUCAACAUGCUUGCCGGCAUAAACGGCAUCGAGGUAUCCCAAUGCCUUGUCAUCGCCGCCCUCAUCGCCUUCAACGACUGCCUGUACCUGUUCACGCCCUACCCGCACCCGGCCACCGACUCGCACUUGUUCUCGCUCUACUUCCUCCUCCCCUGGAUAGGCGUGUCCGCCGCACUCCUCCACCACAACUGGUAUCCCGCAAAGGUAUUUGUCGGCGACACAUAUUGCUACUUCUCGGGCAUGGUCUUUGCCGUCGUCGGCAUCCAGGGCCAUUUCUCCAAAACCCUUGGCCUCCUCCUCAUCCCCCAAUUCUUCAACUUUGCUUACUCGGUACCGCAAAUCUUUGGACUGGUUCCCUGCCCGCGUCACCGCCUCCCCAAAUUCAGCGCCCGAACAGGUCUCAUGGAACCGUCCGUGACUCCGUGGAGCCCCGACCGCCAACCGCACCCUCUGGUAGCACAGGGACUACGCCUCCUCGGGAAACUGCACCUCCUGAAGGUGACUGUUGACGAAAAGGGCAGUUUUGUGGAAACCAGCAACUUUACCAUUUUGAAUCUGUGGCUGGUGUGGAGGGGUCCCUUGCGAGAAGAUAGACUGGCGACGGAAAUUACGUUGCUGCAGCUGCUUAUGGGACUGUUUGGUUUGUUUGUAAGGCACAAGCUGGCCCUGCUGGUCUUUAAGGAAGAUAACUGGGGUACCACUGCGUAUUAG